CGUGGAGUGAGGUCGCGCGCUUUGCUAACUGCAUUACGUGUCACCGCCGCUCGAUUUUAAUGAAAGUUACGUUGAAUACCUACGGAGUGAAUCGUGCCUAGUGAAUUACCUGGCGUAUCAGAUUCGACUUUUGCAUUGAAAUACCUAAUAUAAAAUGUCGAAGUCUUGCUCUGCGUGUGAUAACCUGGUUAAAUCUAGCGAGCGAAAAUCUUGUACAGUGUGUGACAGUCAUUAUCACUUCCAAUGCUUGCGAAUAUCACCGGAAAACUUUGCUAAGGAGUCAAAGACACAUAAAGCUUCCUGGAAAUGUCCUCAAUGCAGAGCGGCUGAAAAACGCGGCGACAACGCGAACACCCCUGUGAGACAGCCGGCAGCGCCGGCGCAGACUUCUUCAUCAUCACCGCCAGCUAGCUCACCGGACUUGACGAAACUUCAAGAAUAUAUAACGAGUUCUUUUGAUCGCUUUAAGAGCGAAAUGUUAAAAGAAGUCAGCAUCAAAUUGGAGGCCCACUAUAAAACUCUCACUGAGAAAACUACAAAAAUUGAAGAGUCCAUUAAUUACUUAAGUGGUCAAUAUGAUGCGGUACUUGGCAAGAUGACGACCAUGGAGAAAAAUAUUAAAACCCUGGAGCAGCAGCGUGACCAACUUCUACAGGAGAAUAGUUCCAUCAGGAAUAGAUUGACCUAUCUGGACGCCAAGGUGGAAGACCUCGAGACGAGAGGGAGAUCCUGCAAUAUUGAGAUUAGAGGCAUCCCGGAAACGGACAAUGAGAACUUACCAACAAUUAUGGAAAAAAUCUGUAAUUUAAUCGGAAUGAACUUUGACCUCUCUGAAUAUCAAACCUUUUUUAGAACUGGGAAAUCUAUGCCAGGGAAAGUGCGUCCGAUUGUUGUUAUAUUUAAAAGUAAUUUGAGAAGGAAUGAUUUGUUGCGCCUAACGAAGGAAUACAAUAAAAAAUGUAAGGAUCAAAGCACUAGACUAAAAACGGACUACUUAAAUCUUAACUUGAAUUCACAGGCCUUCUAUAUUUCUGAGCAUUUAACACUCGCAGCAAAGCGCCUGCUCGCUUUGAGUAAACAAGCCGCCAAAAAAAAUAACUAUAAGUACUGUUGGUUCUCUAACAAUAAAAUCUUUGUAAAAAAGCAAGAGAAGUCAACACCUAUCAUAAUUAAGUCAGAAGAUCAAAUUAACAAAAUCAUAUGACUAGCUUUGCGAGUAUGGGUAAGUAAUACCUACAUUAAUUACUGUGUUUUAAGGUUUUUAAACAUACCUACCUUGAUAAAUUAUUUCAGUCUAAGUGCGUACCUACGUUUUUAUCUGUGCGACAGUGUUUUAUUGAAAAUAUUAUAUUACUAUAAUAAUAAUAAUAAUAUUAGCUAUGCAUUAACCAACGAUCUUGUUACUUUUUAUAAGUCUAGCAUUGCAAACACAAAAUGGUGGCAUACUUUUAGUAUUCAAAUUCAAUACCUUGCAACAAUUCUCAACUGAACUGGAUGAGUGCCAGAAUUCAGACCUUUGCAUUAGCACAGACAACUUUACUGAAUGUAGUAAGUAUAUUAAUGUGAAAAAUUCACUUAAAAUAAUAUCAUUAAAUAUUAGAAGCAUUCAUAAAAACUUUAACCAAUUGUUAGUUUCCCUAGAACUUCUUAAAAUAGCAUUUGACAUAUUAAUUCUUACCGAAUGUAGGAUUAAGCAUCAUACGUCCAAUCACAACCUACCCGGUUAUAAGUCGGUGUCCACCAAGAUAAAUCCAGUUCAAAAUGAUGGUGUCAUUGUUUUUAUUAGAGAUACUAUUGUCUAUAACUAUACAGAACUAGUGGUUUUUGGGUCCAAUUGCUUACAAAUUGAUUUAAAUGAUGAGCUCACUCUCAUUGCCCUGUACAGAUCGCCUUCUUGCAGUAACAUCGAAAUUUUCCUCGACUCCCUGGAUCAUAAACUUAAGCAAAUAGGUCGGUCGAGAAAUAUAAUAUUAAUGGGUGACACGAAUAUCAAUAUUAUUGGCAAUGUACACCCUCAGUCAAACGAUUAUCUAGCACUCUUAGCCCUUCAUAAUAUAGACGUUGGCAUCGAUGUACCUACCAGGGAUAAUAGUUGUCUUGAUCACUGCAUGGUUAGAUUAAAAAGAGAUAAAACAGCUAAAUUUGCUGUGUUAAAAACUGAUAUUACUGAUCACUAUCUUACUUUUUGUAGUGUGACCUCAGAACAAAAAUAUUCUAACCCUGAACAACGAAAGCUUCCUUUCCAGAAAAGAUGUAUCGACUAUGAACAGCUCCUCAAAGAUAUAAGUAGUCAAUCGUGGAGCGAAGUUUGUAAAGAAACAGAUGUUGACAAAGCCUUUCAACUAUUUCACGAUAUUCUUAGUACACAUAUAAGCAAUAACUCUACAUUCAAAACAAUACCUCACUCUAAAGUUAAAUUGAAACCUUGGAUUACGGAUGGACUUCUUAAGUGUAUUCAAAAAAGGAACAGACUUCAUAGAAUGCACAAAAAAUUUCCUAGUGAAUCUAUUGUUAAAGCCAAUUAUUUAAAGUAUAGAAACAUUUGUAAUAGAAUAAUAAAAGAAACAAGAGAAAAAUACUUUAGGAAAAAAAUUUACAAACACUCAGGGGACUCUAAAAAAAUAUGGGAAAUUCUGAAUGAAGCUUCUAAUCGAAAAACUAAACAAAAGUUGCCAAUUAAGGAAAUGUUAAUAAACAACAAAAUGGUAAAUUUUUCGUCUGACCCAAAUAACAUAACAAAUGCUCUUAAUAGUUUUUACUGUUCAGUAGGACAUGACCUUGCUAAAAAGCAUCUACACAAUAUAGGGGUUACAGAGCAAUACCUAUGCAACAAAAUUAAUUUCUCCC
Molecule: messenger RNA, 2847 nt
Organism: Maniola jurtina (meadow brown)
Lineage: Eukaryota; Metazoa; Arthropoda; Insecta; Lepidoptera; Nymphalidae
Exons: 1
Coding region: 155-1204 (349 amino acids)
Biological process (GO): retrotransposition
Cellular component (GO): ribonucleoprotein complex
Molecular function (GO): single-stranded RNA binding
Source: RefSeq, a predicted model, not a curated record